AUGCAGCUGGUGGGUGAGGAGUCAAUUGUCGCAAGCUUCUGCCGCACCAGCGAUUGCCUCCAGACGUCUCGCCGGCGUUCAAGGUCAAGUGCGCCAGAGGUGGCGGCGAUUUCAGCAGCGGCGGUACCAGCGCCCAUCGACACGCCCCUCCCCGUCCGCCUCACAGGCACCGCCCUCUCAUACAGGGAUGGCGUGCUUGCAGGCACGGUGCCCGCACUCUCCAUUCAAAAUCACGGCGAUAACGACGACGGAUCUGCAUGCGAGCACAUCGCUUCUCUAGCCAGCAGUGGUGACGAUGAUGAUGAUGAUGAUAAUGCUACAGCAAGCACUCCCACAGCACCCAACAGUUGGCUGGUUGGUGUUGGCACCAGUGUGAAUCACAGCACCACCAGCACUGACAGCAACAACAGCAAUGGCAGCAACGGCAGUACCAGCACGGAUGAACAGCUGUUGUUCCUCUUGACGACAUACGCGCACGUGACGUCUGCAAACAUCACAGCACCGCUGUUUCACGCGCCGCUGCUGAAUAUCACGACAGACAGCAACGGCUUGAAUGCUCGCAACACAACCAGCGCACUGGCGUGUGCCAUGCGGUGCCACGUUGCACUCCCUGUUCACGUGUGUCCACGUGGCCAUGUGGACGUUGUGUCCACCACACGCAUUCCCCUCGUGCUACGCCCCGUCAUCACCACAGCCACCACCACCACCACUACCACUGCAAGUGAAAUUGAGAAUGAGAGCACUGGCACAAUGCCAGCGACACCCGUGCUGCUCCCAACCAGCAACCAGACGCUGCUCCUUGAAGGAAGAGCGCUCUUCCCUCGCGACGCGCCACCAUCAGCACCACCCCCACCUCCACUGUCGUCGUCGCCGUCACCAGUGCUGUUGCCGCUGUGCUCCGCGCGCUUUCAUGGGGAUGGCGUUGACGUGUGCGGAUAUGUGCGCGCGAUCAACGAUACGCACGCCACGGUGGAGGUUGACAUGAACAACACAGUCGCAGACACGCAGCUGCUGCUCACUGUCCAUGUUGACGGGGUGGCGAGCAAUGCCGUUCCAAUCAUCGUUGCCCCGACGGUUCGCGUUGAUGCGCCGCCACCAGCAGCGCGGCUGCCGCACCUCUACUUCCAAUCGCCGCUCGCAGUGCCGGCAUCACUCGCAUCGCUCAUCGCCAACGCAACACAACUGGCGCACCAAGACGUAGAUGGCAGCGGUGGCAGCGGCAGUGGCGACGGCGACGGCGCAACAGCAGCCGUUGAUGCGCUUGCGGGGCUGGUGCUGCUUCCUUUCAACAUUACUGGCGAGUGGAAUGGCGUCAUGAUGCAAGGUUCCGCAAACAGCAGCAGCACCAGCAGCAGCAGCAGUAACAACAACAACAACACCACGUACAGCUAUGACAGCACUGCAGCAGCGUCUCUGCUGGACGUGGAGGUGUUACUGUCCUCCAGUGAUAGAGGUGAACGCGUGUGGAGUGGUGUUGCCAUUGUUGUGUCCGCCACAACCACGCACGCCUCCUGCAUUGUGGCCGUGCCAGCUGCACUGUGCGAGCAGCCCAACACCCCCGCGUCUCUCGCCGUGAUUGUGUCUGUCGGGCCCCUCUCUUCGCCUCAGACCACUAUUGCACGCGCGCUCCUCCCACGUGGCGUCACCGCCCUCUCCUCCCCAGCCACAGUCACGGUCGGUGGCCGCACGCACAGCGUGCACGCACGUGCAGUGAUGUGGCGACAGCACAUGUUGCGUUCCGCCCUGGCUGUUCACCUGCACUGGGAUGCUGUACCAACAACAGCACAGCUGCAGGUGUCCCUCAAAUGCACGCCAGCCACCACCACCACCAUGGCAGCCGCAACCGCCACGACAACAACAGCACUCCCCGCACGCAUGUCAGCGGCUGGCGCAAGCCUGUGGACCACAGCUGUUAUCUUUGAAGAUCUUUCCGAAUCGUCCGCACUCGUUCCUCUUCUACAGGGGGCAUGCCGCGUGCGUCUCACCAUGACAGGGCCACCAUCAUUAGCUGCUGCGUCGACGCCUGUGACGCUUUCGCUUCCCCUCUACACACGCGCCCCGACUCACGUGUUGGAUGCGGUGUCGGCUGCAACCACCACCGCUGUGCUCUCACGCGACAGCUCGCCGCCAUUUUCAAAUCAUCUCAACGGCGACCGUGAUGUUGGCGGUGAUGAUGCUGGGCAGCUUGCUGCGGUGUGGAUGGGCGUUGCACCACCUCGUUCCCAGGCGUUUGCUUCCACCCUCUCGGGUUCAAGUGCAUGUGUUGGCGACAUCGAUCCAGCAGUUGCAGCAGCAGCCCAUGCCACAGCAGUCGUGCUUGUUAGCGAUGGUGUCGGUCUUGAGAGUGUCAACACCAGCACCGUUCAUGUGCACUUUGCUCACGACGUCCUCGCACCACUCGCAUCGUCGUUGCCUUGGGCGUGGGCGGGAUCAAGCAAUGUCACCAGCAGCAAUGUCAACAGCAGCAGCGACGAUACCAGCAGCAACAGCACGCUUGCUUUCGUAAUGUGCAAUGCCACCACGUGCACGUGUCCAACUGUGCCCGGCAGCGCACCAGACGCACCACACACCAAGGACACCGGUUCAGCCACUGUAGCUGAGGGAUCAUCAUCGGCCAUCACCACAUCAACGCCCCUCCUCUCCCUCUCCUUUUCCCGCUUUCACAACGCAUCGUCGUCAGCAUCAUCAUCAUCUUCAUCAACAACAACAUCAUCAUCGACGCUUGUCAUGAUGACAGGAACGCACCGCGCGCUGCCGUGGUCCCUUGGUGGUGCUGGCAGCGCCAGCGGUAUUGUCGGCGGUGUUGGCAGUGCGGAACGUGGCGGGAUGCGCGUGUGGGGCACAGCAAACGGACUUGUGAUGAUUGAGGGGGCGCCAGUGUCAAGAACGGUGCUCCGUCUUCCCAUCACAUCCGCGCUUCCGCUACCAAUUCGAAGCAACUCAUCACACACCGCCAAUACACCAACUGGAUCAUCGUCGUCGUCAUCAUCAUCAUCAUCAUCAUCGUCAUCCUCGACACUGCCAGCCAUGCACGAGCACGUGGCGUCUGUGUUAGCGCUUGAUGCCCACUUGAGUGCGCUUGACACCGUCAGCGUGCUCCUGGCAGCCCCGAGUCCCGCCAACACGCGCGGUGCACACAUUGCCCUCGCCGCUUUUGCCUCGCCGCCGUUUUACCACCCAUUGGCUGUUGGCGGUGGUGGUGUCGACGAUGGUGGUGCUGGCUCCGCACGGCAACAGUACCAGCAACAACAGCCGUUCAUUGCACUCUACGGCGAGGAUGAUGGUGUGGCGACCACCGAUGCGUCAUCCACAACAGCAUCAGCAACAGCGGCGUCGUCGUCGUUCAAUGCGAGCGCACACCUGCAGAGCGUGGCCACACCUGCGCUGCUUCCCUUUGCCGCGCCCUCCCAGAACAUGCAACCAUCAUCAUCAUCAUCAUCAAGUUCGACAUCAGCAGCAGGAGAGGCUGUCGAACACACGUGUGUGGGACUGGUGGUGACAACGGACAGCCAAGUGACCACUACCACCACAUUCGACAAUGACUGGCAUAUUGUGUCCGCACAGCUGAACACCGAUGGCUCCAUAUCUGCACAUGUGCACACGCAGCGCAGCGGUGACAGCGGUGACAGCGACACUUCGAGUAAAAGCUGCUCACCCUCGUUGAUGACUGUGCAUCUAACGAUUGGCAGUGGCUUGGUUGCAUUGGAUGCUGUUGCUGAGCACCAGUGGCAAGCGCACAUCCCGCCCUCACACAGCGCCGCGCUCGUUGCUGCCGAUUGCAUCGCAGGCAGUGGUGGCGCCACUUGCGCUGUCACACUCACCAUCACGCCACCGCCAUCGUCGUCAUCGUUGUCAGUGGUUGAACAGAGUGGCGUGCUUGCAUGCACACCUGGCAAUUUCCCCAGCGCGGAUGUGUCACUGCCAGCGACAGCCGCUGCCUCGUGGUCCCACGCCAUUCCCCUUCACCCAUCCUCCUCGUCUUCCUCUUCAUCAUCAUCAUCAUCAUCGUCGUCGUCGUCGUCAUCAUCAUCGUCAUCCAGCGUGGGCCCUCGUGCCGUUGUUCUGGCCCAGCGGCUGCCUGAUGCGGCAAACCACCGUGCGAGCUCAUAUACAUCACCGUCAGCACUUCCACAGGUCAUGCCCCUGUCGCGCAAUCCGUCCACAGCCACAACUACCACCACAAGCACAACUGCAACCACCACCACAGCAAAUGUGUGCGCCUCCUUUGCCGUUACUGUGAUGCGGAGCACGCCUGCUGGCGUGGCCAUGGAGGAUAGCGUGCUUGACGUGUAUUUGCUGCCCAACGAGACAGCAGCAGCAGCAGGCAGCUACAACGGCAGCAGAUGGAGUGAUGAUGGCGAUGAUGAUGCCCUAUUUUCCGGUCGCUCUCCUUUGCUUCGUGUGCAUGGGUCCAUUGGCCAAACUGUUGUGCGCACGUGCGACGCCCAUACAGCAGUUGCCCUCACCCGCGCUCUCACCGCUCCGCACACCAGCAACAACACCACAGCGCCGGCACAGUUGCUGGCACUGCGUGGGCGGUCGACAUCGCAGUCGGGCGCUGUCACUGUGCUUGCACCGCCACACGCGUCCCCCACAACCAGCGCAGCGGCACUUGCAGAGUCAUCAUCCCAAUUGAGUCGACAGCAGCUGGCCGUGGUGAAUGGUGCCGGCGGAUUUGGCGUUGCGUUUGCAACAGCAGCAGCGACGGCAACAACAGCGGGCUGUCGAUCGCCCACAGCGGCGUCACAAACCCCAAGCACGGGUGCCCUUGCUGCGGUUGAGUUUAAGGUUACGCUGUCUCAGCGUGUCAUCUCUGCGCUCACCAGCAGCGGCACUGUUGACGCCCUCUCCUUCCAAGCACGCGUGUGGAGCGAUGGGGCAACAGCGAUAGGAAACGCCAGCACCACCAGUAGUAACACGAGCGACAAUGUUGACGACGACACCAGCACAGACGAUGAAACCACCAACAACAACACCAACAACAACAACACCAACAACACCAACAACAACAACAACAACAACACCAACAACAACAACACCAACAACAACAACAACAACACCAACAACAACAACGGCGGCAGUUCACUCGGUGUCGUGUCACAUGCCAUUUCGCUCACCAUCGCCCAGGCGUAUUCCACACGAAGCGUCACGGGUGGUCAGAGUGCCGACGCGUCACCAUCAUCUACAGUCACGGUCCACCUUACGCCAGCACACAGUGCGCUGUUGUCGUCACCAACGUCGCUCGAGGCAACGGUGGUGCAGUUGUUUGCGCAGGAACGGCGGGCCGCAACAGGCAAUGACGCUGAGGGCGGUGGGGCGUGGCACGAGCUGUGUGCCGGGAGAUUUGAAUCUGUUGUUGGCGACUGGCGUGCAACUACAGCAGGCGAUGGGAACAAUGAGCUCCCACGCGGACAGGCAACGCUUCUUGACCUGUAUGCCAGCGCCACCGCCGACGCAGGGCGUGUGGUGGCGUGGACGCGUGUGAACCGUCUUCGCCGCACGCUGCAGCUUGUGCCUGUUACCCUUGCUGCCCCUCAACGUACCAAAGCGUUCGCAGACGCGUCAGGUAUGCAGCGGUGGUGGCUGCAGUCGGCCUCCACGUCACCGUCUGCAGCGCCGCUGCCGUCACUGCUGGCAACGCGUGGCGGCUGGAGCGUCCGCCAUGCAUUCCAGUCCAGUGCCGUUGUCUCGUUCCUUGAUGACACCCUGUCAUCGACACAUGCAAGGGCUACCGCUGCUGGCAGUGCUGUCGUGACGCUGAGCGAGAUUGCACAGGUCUCUAUCGCACUGUGCAGCUGCAACAGCGCCAACAACGAGAGGGUUGAUGGGUGCACACCACAACUCUCGUCGACCACCUCCACCCCCACUUCCACCUCCUCGACUUCAACGUCCUCAGCACCGCCGUGCGUGCUUGUGAACGCUGCGCCGGCAUUUGUGUCGGACCCUCCAUUCCCCGUGAUUAGCGAUGCCGUUGUGGCGCAAGCAGCCAUCAACGCCAGCAAACCCACAGCAGUGGCUCCUGCCGCUGUUGGCGUGAACAUCGCAUCAAAUCACCCGCAGCGGCCAUAUGUCAUCCGCCUGCACGCUCCACUCUUCGACCAGCCAACGCCACAGUCUUCCCAAGUGUCUGGCACUGCUGGAUCUGUGCCUGUAGAGUCGGGCCUUGACGCGUUGCAGUCGCUGGGGCUGACGCUUGGCGUUGUUGUCACUGAUGAUGGCGAUGGUAGCGGUGACACCACGUCGCCCCAUCUGCAAUUGCUUGCAAGCACGACAUUGUCGACCGCCUCAGCCACAGCAGAGUUGCCAUCCUUGUCUUCGCUCCUGCUGAGCGUGCCUGCUGUUGUGCAUGUGCAACUCGGGGCGCACGACAUUGUCUCACAACGAUUUGACGCGAGCCGCGUGCGUGUGGACGUGUGCGGAACACAACAGCGCCCGCCUGAGUUUGCAACGCCACCCGUCAUCCACAUCACCAGCUAUGGCCCUCUCCUUGCCACACCAACACAGUCGCUCCUCACAGCAGCAACAGCAGAUGCAGCAACAGCAACAGCACCAGUUGUGUUUGCGCGGUUGCCGCUGUCAGACACGAAUGCGGACCACCUGCUGUGUUCAACAGGUGCCGCCGACACGCUAGCUGUGGCGGUUGUGGAAGCAAGCAGUGGCGGUGGUGGUGGUGCGCACGGCGUUGCUGCGGAUGUGGCGAGAGAUGCUGGUGUGCAGCAUGUGGUGUCGCUGACGGCCAGUACUCCCGCGCACGUUGGGGACAGCAUUGCCGCCACUGUCACGGCGCGGGAUAUGAGCGGGCUCACGGCAACAGUGAAUGUGACAGUCAGCGUUGCGCCACGACUGCAGCUUGUUCUCUCCCCUGCAACGACCACGCCAGCAGGCUUACUGUUCGAGGAAGAUGGGGAGACGGCACACGUUCCGUACCCGUGGCACUUGCCAACCCCGUCAUCCGCAGCCGCAGUUUGUUCGGGCCGUACUGUGAACAGCACCACAGGCGAGAACAUCGCCACGCAAGACGCCGGCACAAAUACAGCAACACCAGCGUACGAGGUGGCACUGUGCGAGCAAAGCAACUGCAGUGCUGUUGUGGACACGUGUGUCCGUGCUGCAUUUGGGGACACCGUGUUUGAAGCAAUGACAACAGCGACAGCAACAGAUGCAGCCCUCAACUGCACUGCCAUCCAGCGCUUUGAAUCCUGCUUGGCAACAGCCCUGCAGGCGCCAAGCAGCACCACCGACGCUGCCGGUCGCUGUCGCUUGCCAAUCUUAAAUGUGCUCUUUGGAUAUGACGAGGAGACUGUGGGCCAAGGCUCAACCACCACAACCAGCAGCAGCAGCUCCAGCAGCAGUGCCAUGGACGGUGAAGCGAGUGCAGAGGCAGCCGCCCGUGUUGUUGGCAACACGUGCGCACCGCGGGGUGUUCUUGACGCUUUGACGCAGCAGUGUGCGAGCACAUGCGCUUGCCGCGUCAUCAACUCGCAGCAGGGGGUGCAACUUUUCUCAUCCACAACAUCCAACAUGAACACGACGACAAACACGGCCACCUCAGCCACAAGCAACAGCAACAGCAACAGUAACAGCAACAGCAGUAGUCAUGACGCAGUGUGCACGCAGCCGCAAUUUGUCGUAUCGGAGAGUGUUGAACCAGGCAUGCGCUUGGGUACGCUGUUUGCGUCCAUGACCACCGCUGGCGGCGACGCUUCUGCUCCCGCCCUGCCUUCGCUGACGUGCUGGCAGGACACAUGCGAGCUGUGGACAUGGAACAGCACGCAAGCAGCGUGGCGCUGUCUUCGUGGUGGCAGUGUUGGUGACAGCACCGGCGUGAACGAAGAGACCUUGGAUGCAGUGGAUGUGCCCAUCCUCACAUUCACGGCGGCUGCGUCUUCACUGCAACAACAAGAACAGCAUCAGCAGCAACAAGAACAAUGGUCCAAUAGCAGCCGCCUUGCUCCGUUGGCUGAUGUUGUGCUGGGUCGCCGCUUGGAUUUCGAAGCUGCAGAUGCUGUCACCGUCACCGUCAUGUGCACGGACACGCAGGCAACGCAGUCAGAGGUGCUGACCGACACGGCUGUGGGUGCUGAUGGCGCUACUGGCGCGGCGGUCUUGAUGGCGCCGCUCCGCUUCACGCUCACGCUUGCUGUUGUGAACACAGAGCCCAUGCUCACGUCUUCGCACGCACACGUGCUGGCGUCUUGGGGCGACCGUGGUGGCGCAACGCCUGUCGUUCUGCCACUUUCGGACCUUUCAUCGUCCUCAUCCCCCUCGUCUUCGCCCGUGACAGCGCCGCUGGCGAGCGCAUAUGUGCGCGCGUAUCCAUCGACCAUCACGCUGGCGGCAAAUGCUGAGCUUGCUGAUCUCCGUCCUUUGCAGCGACGGCUUGCGUGCUCCAUUCUCCCCGCUGCUGCCCUCACAACAGCAACAGGUGGUGGUGACGGCCUCGCGUGUACGGCACGCAUCGGCUAUGAUGCCUUCAGCGAAGCCGUUGUGUCCGUGGAUGUGCCCGCGGGCGUGAACAUCAUAACACACCCCCGCCUGCUGCUCACGUUUGAGGCAAACACAGCGCAGUCCCAAGUGCUGGGCAACAGCGUUGUGUGUGAUGGAGACAGCGCCAAUAGUGUGCGCGAUGAUAUUGGCGCUUGUGCUGUGCUGCUGCCAGUUGGGCAGACGGGCGUCAACGCAAGUGCAGCAGAGGCAGCGCGCUUGAACGCCACGUCGUUUGCACUGCCCAUGUGUCUGGAUACACAGGCACCCGUGCUGGCCCUCCAGUCGAUGGAGGUCGCGGACUUGAACACUCGCACUGUGCGCAUCGUCUACAUGCUAGAGGAUGGCGGCUUUCCCUCGUCUGCAAGCGAUGCUGCGUGCGGCGUUGCGCAGCUGUUGCCUGACGUCACGUGCACGCUGCGUGUGCAGGGCGGCAGCGAGGCAGCAGCUGUGCCGUGUAACAUCACGUCGCACACCGUUGCUGUUGAUAACGCCACCGCCGUCGACCUGGCACAAGCAUCGGCACAGGCAUGCAAACCUGUCUCUGCAGGGCCGGUCGGCAGCGGCAGCAGCAACGGCGGCGAUGACACUGACAGCCUCGAUGCACUGAGAAAAAUCCAGCUGCCCUUCCCACGAACACACGAGCUGAUGCUGGUGGUCCCUGAUGAAGGGACGUUUGUCGUCACCAUCAGCAGUGUGGAUGCAGCCGGAAACCGAGCGCGCGAAGUGACAGCACCUGUUCGUGUCGUGCGGGAUGUGUUGGAUAUUGGCAUCACCUCCAAUCUCAUCAUUCUGGAUGGUGGGAGUGAUGGCGAUGAUACGGGUGGCACUGCUGGUGGCAGUGUACAGGCGCUUGCGUCUGUUGGUGGUGCAAGCGUCACGUGUGGUGGUACUGACGGCAGCACCACCACGGAUGCCAGCGUGUGCUCUGCACGUGCAGCCGGGCAAGGUGCGGAUGUGUCUGUUGUCUCGCUUGUUGCUGGUGGUGAUGGCAGCGGGGGCAGCGGCCACCGUGGUGAUGGGUGGGUGGAUCUGAGCCUUUCCUUUGACGCCACGGCUGCCGAUGCCACUGCCGCCCAGUCGUCAUCAGCGUCGCCAGCGUUCCUGACGCACAGCGAGACUUUUGGCGUGCAUGUGGACGUGGGUCCUCCCCAGAUCUCGUUUGUGCAGCCGCCGUCACUGUCCCCGUUCUUUGUGGGGUGGCAGCCCGUGGGUGCCGCUGCGUUUCCCAUUGACAUUCGCGUUGCCUUGAGCGAGCAAGUUGCCUCCUUCAAGUGCCGCGAUCGACAACAACAACAGCAGCAGCAGCAGUUGGAGCAGGUCGGCACCGGGAACACAAGCCCGACAUGCACGCUUGGAUCCGCGCCCAUGUGCACACAAUCGUUCGCUCACGCUGCUGGCAGCGGUGUGUGUCAGACGGCGUUUGCCGCGUGUGCACAAGCGCUGCUUAAUGAUGUGCAAUCGUCCCAGCAGCAGCAGCAGCAGCUGGGACCUUCGCUGCCCGUGUUUGACAGCGAGUGGGCCAUGUGCACCCCAACACUUCAACUCAGCAUGGCUGACAGCAGCGUGAACGAGGGUGAUGUGACCGUGUCUGAUGCUGGCACGACGCAGGUGGUGGUGCCUACGGGUGUCGCUGCUUUGCGUGAUUUACUGUGGACGGUCGAUGUGCAGGCGACAGAUGUGGCUGGACGAGCCAUGGCAACACCGCAGCAGUGGGCGUGGUUCCCGCAACUACCACAGCAACAGCAGCAGCAGCAGGAACAGCAGCAGAACGAGGCAGAAGGUGGAGAAGGCAGCAACGCCGCCAGCCAAGGCAACGAUUCGUGCGCCUCCACCGUUGGCGGUCUGUGGGCCGGUGCGGGUGUCGUGUGGGUGCUGCUGAUUGGCGUCGUCGCGUAUGCGCUGUACUCGCCAGACAGGCGCCACUACCUGCUGCAAGGGUGGCGGGCGCGCACGCUGGCCAACCAGGUGCGCAUGCGGCAGUCGAGCUACCUCGAUGCGGCCAAGGACUCUGGCCGUGCGAGCGCCGGUGCUGUUGGUGGCCGCACAUCCUCGCGCCCCGUGCUGCAGCUCGAGCCCGUGCCUGAAGACGGGGGCGAGGGCGAUGCACGCUCACGCAACAGCAGCAGGAACAGUUUUGCCCGCCCACACAGCCGCAGCAGCAGCAGCACUGGUGGCGGGUAUCAGCAGCAGUAUCAGCCACCGCUUCUUCGCAGUGGGCUGUCUACUCCUCAGGGAGGCGCGUUUGAUCAGCAGGUGUACGGACCCAGCAUCACGGACAGCUAUGACAGCAUGCGGCAGGCAGAUGUGUUUGAGAUGGGGUCCAUGCCAUCCAUCUACGAUGCUGCGAUGAGCGAGGACGGUGCGAGCGACUUUGUGUCGACAGAGCUGGCGGAUGCCAUGCAGCGUGCGCAGGCUACGGUGUCGCAGGUGCAGGAGACGGCGCUUGAGCAGCUCACAGCGAUGAAGAGGGAUCUGGGCCUGUUGAGUGACGAGGAGGAGGAGGAGGAGGAGGAGGAGGGUGGUGAUGGCGAUGGCGAUCAUGGUGGUGGUGGCAGUGUGAGGGUGCGUGGUGGCGGUGUUGCUGGCAGACACACCAUGCAGCCGCUGCUUGAGGAGGACGAAGGGGAAGAAGAAGAAAUGGGAGAAGAAGAAGCCACACGUGUUCAUGGUGUACAUGCACAUGGCACUACACAGCAUCAGCAAAAGCACGGCGGAAAAGUGGACUUGGACGUGGAUGUGCUACAGGCGCAGUAUGCACGCCGCAUGAGCGCCCAGUCUCCCACACAAGGCCAAGGUCACAUGCACGACGCUGUUUUCCGUGUUGGUGGCGGUGAUGGUACUGAAAGUGGCGGUGAUGGCCGUGCUGGCAACACGCGUGAACCCGCUGUUGCACCUGCUGCACCUGGUGCCAGCUGUAACGAAGAUGUGGUGGAUGAGGUGAGCGAUGUUGAGCUUGACCUGGAGAACGACGUGUCUGGUUUGCUGCCGCAGCACGAAGCGCUGUUGGCCGCCAACUACAGCCGUGCGGUCGGUGUCAGCCGACGACGUGGAGGUGGCAUGGGCGACAGUGACGAUGCUGCUGCUGGUGAUGAUGAUGGUGGUGAUGAUGAGGAAGACCGUGCAGGCAUGGGCCUGGCGUCGAUUGGUUUGAGAGAGGUGGCAAGCAGCGGCGGCGUGAACAACAGGCAGCGCUCAGCACACAUGCGAAGCGGCAACGAAGACAGCCGUAAUGGUGGCCGUGUCUUGGACAGCCCGCCGCGGACACGUGGGGCGUUCAGGCCGUAUGCUGCCGAUGGUGAGGUCCGCAACUCAACACCCAAGCGCAGCAGCAACACAGUGCGGUCACGUGGCCUUCCUGGCGUGAGCGGCGGUGAGCGCGCGAGAAGCAUGAAUUACGUGUCGUCACCACCGACAGAGGCACCGCCCGCGCCACCGUCGUUUGUGCACACGACAACACCGCCCUCGGCAGCAGCGUUAACGCCUGCAUCUCUCUCUGCGUCGUCAACGCGCUCGGCAUCGCUGAGCAGGCGUGGCGGCGGGUCGCGUGGGCAGCAGCAGCAGCAGCAGCAGCGCAGUGGCGGCAGCGGCACUGGUGGUGGAACGACCACGCCGACAUCUGAUGGUGGGGCGCCGAUGCUCAUGCUGACACGCAGUGCGCAGCGUCGCAUACAGGCGCGGCAGCAGCAGUCGCAGCAUGGCAGCGGCGAGGGGACGCCGCGAACAGCCUCUGGGCUGUCGCCAACGUCUCCCGAGUCAUCGCUCACGUCACCGGUUCCGCAGCUUCAGGGCGCAGGUAUCUCGGCACCCAGCCGUCAAUACAACUACAUAACCGACACUGACGAUGACGAUGACGACGACGAUGAUGUUGAGAUGCUGUGA
This is a messenger RNA of Salpingoeca rosetta, 12366 nucleotides long. RefSeq lists its product as uncharacterized. The transcript has 3 exons. The record is from RefSeq and is a predicted model, not a curated record. The coding region runs from base 1 to 12366 and encodes 4121 amino acids. NCBI's taxonomy places the organism in Eukaryota, Choanoflagellata, Craspedida, Salpingoecidae.